AUGUCGAUCGAUCGGCCAGCGCUGAGUCUUCCGAGGAAAGCCUUCAUGAACGGCUUUGACGAUGAGGAUGUCCAAGUCUACUAUGAAGACAUGGUAAAAUGGGCCAAUCUUCUUGGCGCCGAUCCUGAACGUGCACGGCAAGAACUCAAGGAGACUGUGGAGUUUGAAAUCUUCCUUUAUAAUAACUCGCUUCCAGACGAGGACCGACGUAACGAGACGGAACUGGAUAAGAAGAUGACGAUCAGUGAAUUGGAGAAUAGAUGGCCAAUCAUUCCCUGGUUCCGGUAUAUCGAUGAGAUGCUGUCGCCCUUUCAUAAUGUAACACCCGAGGAACCUGUCAUCAUUGCCAUCCCUUCAUAUAUUGACCAACUCUCCAGCGCUCUCAAGGUCACACCUAAGAGGCUUGCUGAUGUGCUGGCAGCUAUGUACGUGAGGUCGUUCUUCACGGAAGGCGUCAGGAAUGAUGUAAUUGAGAUGGUAGGCAAUAUUCACGCUGAAUUUGAUGUCAUCUUGGAUGAGGCAGACUGGAUGGAUGAUACCACCAGGAGUCGAGCGAAGCUGAAAAGUUCCCUGAUUAAACCAAUUGUCGGUUAUCCCGAGGAGCUGAUGGAUGACGACAUACUCACCGAGCGCUAUGACGGCUUACACUUGGUGUCGGAUCACUAUGACCAGAACAUCCGGAACCUGAACUGGUUUUUGGUGGAGAACUAUUUACGUCUCCUCAAGGAAGAAAGGUAUGAAAGCCUUGAUGUCCUUGACGCCAAUGCCUACUACUCCGCUGAUCAUAACACAAUCAGUACGACAACAACCCUGGCAUUCCAUUCAGUGAACGGAAAUGCAACUCUAGACGAGAACAUAGCUAGCAAUGGAGGCUUCAAGGUGGCAUAUCGGGCAUACGUGAAAUGGAACGAGAGAAACGGAGAAGAAAAGUCUCUUCCCGGCUUAGAGCGCCUAACCUCCAGACAGAUGUUCUGGAUAUCGGCAGCGCAAGCUUUUUGCUCAAAGGACGGAAACGAGGCGAUGAGAGAGCUCAUGAACCUAUUCAAGGACCAACACGCUCCAAUGGAAUUCCAGAUUCGCGGGGGAUUUCAAAACAUGCCCGAAUUCGCCAGAGAUUUCAAGUGCGCCCUCGGAACUCCUUACAAUCCGGAAGAACGAUGUACCGUUUGGUGAAUAAAAACCCGUC
Messenger RNA from Darwinula stevensoni, 1186 nucleotides. Lineage: Eukaryota; Metazoa; Arthropoda; Ostracoda; Podocopida; Darwinulidae. The record is from the annotation of a GenBank genome assembly.